GAAUACAGACGGAUAUCCGACGGAGAAAGAAAUGCAUUUCAUACAGUAUUGCAGACGAUGAAAACGAAUGGUGAGUAUGACACGUUCGCCAACCUUCACCGCGGUAUUGUGGAAACGUCCGCCCAUCGGGGUCCAAAUUUUCUCGGGUGGCAUAGAGUCUAUCUAGCUUUAUUCGAGGAAGCAAUACGAAGAAUUAACAGGCAAAUUUCCCUUCCAUACUGGGACUCCACGCUUGACUUUGAUAUGGACAAUCCGGUAAACACAAUCCUGUUCUCAGCGGCGUUCUUUGGAAACGGUGACGGACAGGUUACCACGGGGCCAUUCGCAAACUGGGUAACUCCUAUUGGUCCGCUGACAAGAAAUAUCGGCGGCGGAAGUCAGCUGUUUUCCAAAGAGAUUAUUCGAAGUAUAAUGACGCGUUGUCGGACUCGCGAUAUCACCCGUCCUACUGCGUUACCUCAGUUCGACCUUGAAUUUUUCCACGGUGGUCCUCAUGUUUGGGUCGGUGGGCAGUUGUCUGGUCUGAACACAGCCGCCCACGAUCCCGUAUUUUUCCUACACCACGCAUGUGUAGACUACAUUUGGGAACUGUUUCGCAACCACCAAUUCUUUGACUGUCGAGUAGACCCAAGUUCAGAUUAUCCAGUGGUCACUGGUCAACAUCUCUCAACCAGAGCUAUGGACGGGUUGCCAGGAUAUCGCAAUAUUGAUGGUUAUCGCAACUACUGGACGCAAAACUGGUACAGAUACGAACGUUCUCCAACAUGUCCAGUUUGCAAUUCCCCAUAUUUAACAUGCAACCCGGCUCGCAAAGUGUGCGUGUCUAUUGAACGUACGCUCGCUCCUGACGAGGCAGUGACUGUUUCUAGAAUGGCUAUGGCAGCUGAUGGAAAUGCCUUAUCCCCGCAAGUUUCUCGAGCAAGAGCGCAAGUCGCAUUGCUCGAUAUUGGCACAGUUUUCGACGCUCCUCCAGCUGAACUAAGAACGCAGAUGGGUCAAGCAAGCGCGGUUCGUCGGAAGAGGGCCUUAAAGCAGUAUAAUAAGAUGUCUAACAUAGCUGGUGUAAACGAUUCACAACAGCAAAAUGGAGAAAAACGGCUUGAAGUAGGAGAACAGUUUCUUGCACCAGAAUCCGAUGGUCGUACAUCCGAUGUUUUGGGUAGGAAUAUUGCCAGUGGUGUAUUUUUAGGAAAAAAUGAUAAUAGCUCUAUGCAAGACGUGUACUCAGGAAAAGCCUUCCCAGUCGCACAACCGAUGUCACUAGUACCUGUACCGGUAUCGAAUACGUUAGAUUUAUAUAUGAAAAACCCUAGCUCUUACAUUACAAAAUCAUCGGCCUCUGACUGGCUGUUUGCUCCUGUUCAUCUGUUGUACAACGUUGUUGGAUAUGACACCAAUGCCCAGACUCCGAGUAUGAAAUGUCUGCCAUCUGACGCAAUAUCUACUUCUAUAAAAGUGUCUGCACAAGGGCUCAAUUAUUUGGGAGAAUACACCGACUUUGCCGUAGUAGACAUCAGUAAUACUCUUCCAUCUGCCAAUGCAAUCAUUGCCAUAAGAGCUCCAGAGGUCGGGCCAUCUAUUUCCAUGGUUACCGCAAGUCACGGAUGCGGGCUUAUGUGCAAGCCAAUGUGUUUCAACACUGAAACCGGACCAUCGUAUAAACCAUGCACAGGAAUAAUGUGGAUCAAACCAGAAGACGCAACUGCAUACGUACGAUCCUACGAUGAAGCUGCGGAAAGCCUUGCAAAAGGUGGGACAAUAUUCCCAAUAUUGUUCCAGUGUCACAAGGAAAGUCAAUCCCCUUGGAAGGGGCAAUAAACCACCCCAAUGUUGAUCAUUUUGUUUUCCGAGUUACACAAUAAACAUAUGAAUACAUAAGUCAGUUUUUCUCUAGUUUUAUGCCGGAAGUAAAACGAAUACAUAAUAAUUAAGCAUAAUGAAUGGUUUUAUUUCAAUACCUAUUAUUGUUGGGUGUUUGUAGUUGUAAUACAUUUGGAUUCUAUGAAAGACGUAAAGGAACGUUGUCAGAGUUAUUUCCUCAUGUUCUGAACAAGUGUAGUUUGUAAAAUGAGCAUUUAAACGUCGCCCAAUAUAAAAUCAAAAUACUUAGAAUAUUACUGGAUGGAAGACCGUUUUGAAUACCAGAUAUACUUUGAUCUUAUACCACAUACAAAUAAUGGAUUAUAGAGCGUAAAACUAACUUCUGUUCAGUCGGCGACACCUGGUUAUACAACUUUUUUUUUGUAUUCAAUUUCAUUUAUUAAUCAACAUAAACAAAAAAUAUAAGCUUUAUUUCCAUUAAAUAUUCUAAACAUGCUGUUAAUUUUGUUAGCUGGUGUGCGUACAUAUAUUUCAAAGAAUAGUUUCAUUUUUCUUGUUUUACUCUGUCGUUUAAACUUGUCCUUAAAUUGAAGACUUGAAUAUCGUAAGGCGCAAUAACGUCAAAUAAAUGAAGCAAAUCACUAAGCGUCUGCAUGUGUACACAUCAUCGUACCAUAAGCCAAACCUUCGGAUGUCAUCGAAUGAGGUCGUGCCGUAAACAUGUUGACAUCUUUUAAGUAUUUGUGGCUGUUGGACACAAUAUCACAAUCACAUUUUCUUAAACUAGAUAUCUUCCCUUGUGCAAUCACAGGUGGGUUAA
Dreissena polymorpha is the source of this 2641-nucleotide messenger RNA. RefSeq lists its product as uncharacterized. The record is from RefSeq and is a predicted model, not a curated record. NCBI's taxonomy places the organism in Eukaryota, Metazoa, Mollusca, Bivalvia, Myida, Dreissenidae. Bases 58 to 1818 code for a protein of 586 amino acids. Gene Ontology annotation, molecular function: oxidoreductase activity. The transcript has 3 exons.